Molecule: messenger RNA, 459 nt
Organism: Suillus bovinus
Lineage: Eukaryota; Fungi; Basidiomycota; Agaricomycetes; Boletales; Suillaceae
Exons: 1
Source: RefSeq, a predicted model, not a curated record
AUGCCGCUCUCCGACCGUCAGCAACGUGUACAUCACAAUGAUGUCAUCACGGAUCAACAUAUGGACCCCCUGCCUCGUACUCCAUCCCCACAGCAAUCAGAGCAUGAUGACCCGCCCCUUUUUAUUCCCUUUGAGACUGAACCUAACAAAGCAGGGCUCUACCGAAUUUACCCUACCCGCCCCAGUGUACACCCCACUGAAAAUACCCUUGAAAGUGUUACCGAUGCUCCGACACUUGCUGGAGGUGACCGGAUUCCCAGCUCCAGUCGGAUCACUGAGGGCUUGUCAUCUAAGGAGAUCAGUCAAGAUGAUCUCUACACAGCUUUCUCAAACCCCACUUCCGGCCUACUCAUGGCCUAUCAUUACUCCGGGACCGGCCAGCAGUCCGUCGCAGAGCUACAACGACUUACCACUUUCAUUGGUGAUCCGCUAUUCGAUCAUAGUGAUGCUCUCUCAUUU